UGCAACAAACAACUGAAACUACACAUUGUACUUCAUAGGAUUUGGAUUUAUCUUUAGAGCUCCACACUUUUUCUUUAGAGUAGUAGUUCCUUCCAAUUUGUUUCUAUAAAUAUUUCUUAGGAGGACACUGCGAAAUGUUUCUAUAUUUGGUAAAUAAUAGAACAACCACCUACUUAUUUGCACUUUAAAUUGAUCUUUAUUAAGUUGCAUUUUUGUACCUUCUGAAUUGAAAACAUCAAGCUAAGACAUAGCGACAGACUGUGAUGAAAAUAACGAACAGGAUGAAGCAUCCGCUUUCGAUCACUGCGUCAAAGAGAACUCUGCUGUUCCUCGUCCUCCUAGGACUCGAUGGAUCAGGUGUCCUUAGAGUGUCUGCAUUGACCUCUGGAAACCCGUGUCAGCCAUGUCAGAGAUUUUUGGCCUAUUGCUGUCCAGACCAGUAUGCCAGAGGACGGCCUGCGCGUCAAGUUUUUCUCACGGGAGCAGUGGAAAUUAUGAAAGGAUGAGUCAAUUGAGCCAAUGCAUGUUGAAGAGAUAUUAAUGAAGAGAGAAUUAGUAGAGUGGUCUUCUGUAUUUAGUUUUAGAUAACAUGGAUGUGAGGAUGAGUCAGCGUUGAGACCACAUUCAGAUCUACAUCAUUAUAAUCGGUUUCUAUCAACAUGAUGCUAGUUUUGAUUGAUUCUUCUAUCUUUUUCGACUGAUGGUACAGAUCGGAACCUGAAUCAUAGCAAUCUCUCUAACUACACUGUACGUGAGUUGAUUCAACACGUCGUUCUCUGUCCUUAUUUGACUACGUUCUUCUAAUACUAGCUCCGACGAUACUCAAGAGAUUGAGAAUAUUCAGAUAGAUGAUCCCGCAGACGAACUCCCGAUUGGUAGGUGGCGUUCUGGUGCACCGGUUCGAUCUGCAGCUGGAGGCGCUGUUUCUAGUGCAGGCGCAGGCCUUGGACAAUUACCAAGAGGAACUACGGCGCCUAACGUGGUCCCUCCGGAAGUGACGACGCCUGAUAAUUAUGCGUCUGACUUUCCUCCAGAGGUUACGACGCUAGAUGAUGUAGAUGGUGGUGUGCUAGAGACGCUUCCACCCUCAAGCGAAGAUGGCGAGGGUUUUGAGACGCUUCCACCCUCAAGAGAUGAAGAGUCAUUUGAGGAUGCAGCAACAAGUACAGAAAUGACCAGUAGUGCAAAACUUCGUGCGCAUUUACCGCUAGUGAGUUCGAGGACUAUUUUUUGGGAUGAUGAUCCUGCUGACAACGCCGCAUUCGACGUCGAGAACAGCACUGACACUGGAGUCGGCGCCACGGGGGUUGAUGAACUCGAUGCUCGACGUGCGACUGGUAGUGCCUGUUGCUAUGGAGCUGGAGAAGGUGGUUCGGAUGUACCUCUUACUCCCUCUCCGCAAGGUUUAUCGUCGGAACAAGCUGCCGUAGUUGGAGACUCAUCUUUUUCUCACCGUCACCCUGCAGGUGGAGGUAACUCCUCUUCUUCUUGUCACAGUCCUGCUGUAGUUGGAGACUCAUCUUCUUCUCAACAUGGAGCUGAAGGCGAGCAAGUCCGAGACGUGAUCGCUGAAGAAGUAAUAUUUACGGCCCCAUCCGGUCUUGUCUUUGAAGCAAGGUUGAUUCAGUCACCACAUGCAGAUGGGAAAGUUAUGACUUUUAUUCUACUGUGGAUUUUGAGACCACAGAGAUCAGUAAUUAUAGGAAAAUCUUCAUUUUCAUGUGAGUUCGCAUUCGAGGAUCAUUCAAAAGUGUUCAUAUUAUAUUCGUACAAGGGCAUUCAUCAUCAUCUGGCGUUUUGUUGAGUUAGUUUCUACUGAAGUUGAAGAGCGAGCUUCUAAGAGAGCUGCAGCAUCGAGCAAUGAUGGGGCAGACUCAUCGUUGACUGCGUCACCGGUACCGAGUGCGUCAGUAGAGGAGUAUCCGAGUCAAGGUUCCAUGGCUGACGUCUCUACGGAGGUCGUCUUGAACAAUGGCAGUAUUAAGGAUGGGUUAAUAAAGGUGUGUCUCUUACUAGUGUUCGUUUUGCCUUUCUGAAGGGGGAAAGACAUGACGAACGGGAUAGACGAACACAAACAGCCUACCGCUAAUACUAGUCAGCCAACAAGGCCAACAAGUUUCGUAUCAACAGCUACCAGGGAGGAGAAACAAGAACAAGGGCACGAACGAGCAAGAACGGGGGAUAAAAAGAACCGAGAGCAGCGCCAGGAAGUAGGGAAGAAAGAACAGGAAGGACAAGCGUCUUUGUCUAAUCCUAGUCCUUCUUCAAAGCUCGGAAGUGGCGUGCCCGUCCUGGCAGAACAUUACCUCGCCGAACGCGAAGCAGAAGAUCAGGAAUUGGUAGCCGAAAUAGAAGUAGAGAAUGGACCAUUAGAAGGAGUAGCGGAGGAUAGACCGCUAGAAGAAGACGGUGCUGAUGACUACGGCGUUCGCACAGCGCGUGUCGAUGAUAUGAUGCCACCCGUUGUAGACCCCGUUAUAGACGACCGCGUGGAUUGUAGUACAGAUCACAUGGCCGUUGACGAGGCUCAGAUAGAUGAACCUCUCGCAGCUGGAAUGCCGAUGGGCGAUCAAGACCAGCACGUGGAAGAAGUACCGGUUGUCCGUCCAGAGAUUGCUGCACCACGCCUAGCUGCAGAAGGACGAUUUCACCACCAGGCUGAAAAAGGACCAAGAACACCAUCAGCAGAGGAAGCUGUGGUAGGAGCUGGGCUAGUAGCUGAGGAAGCUGCGCUAGUAGCUGAGGAAGCUGAGCUAGUAGCUGAGGAAGCUGCGCUAGUAGAUGAGGCUGAGAAUGCUGAGGCUGAGAAUGCUCAGCCAUUAGCUGAAGCAGAAGCACCACCUCAACAAGCUGAGCCAUUAGCUGAAGCAGAGGACGAAGCUGAGCCACUACAUCAAGUACCUGAGCAUCCUCUUCUCGGUAUAAUUCCCGCAAUCAAUCGAGACACUGCAGGCACCAGCGAAAUCAGAGGUGACCUCUCUUCGUCAGAAGACUCAUCUUUAAGGCUGCCUCUUAGGAUCCCCAGCACCAUCCCCUGCUCUUUCCUCGAUCUACACUACUUUCUUUCCGGCAGUUGAAAGGCGAACGCGCUUGCAAGGGGUUACAACAAAAAAGCUCGGAAAUACUCAGAUAAAUAGUAGCACCUUCUUGAGUUGAGUCGUCCUGCCGGGCGUAGUUAGCUUAGAUAUGUUUAAGAUUGAGACGUUGGGGAAUGUGAUGCUGUGUCAGUAAGGCUGCCUCUUAGGAUCCUCAGGACCAUCCCUUGCUCUUUUUGUACUUGAAAUAGAAGCCAUCGAAAUACUGUCAGACCAUGCCUCUACGGCCAUCAUGAACGAUGGGAACAGAGACACCAGCGUGCAUGCUCUCAGGGAAGACGUUACCGCGGUAGCUCUAACAUCUGCAGGCCGCAACGCGCAAGGGCGUGGGAGUGGCGCAUCAGCCGGAACAGUGGGUGUUAGUGGCGACCAACCAGUCUUUGGACCUGAGUAUAACAGACCAGUUCACCAACCUGAAGUGGCGACGAUUUAUGACAAGGAAAAUACGUCUUAGCGGAAGUUAUAUGAUAGACCAGUGUGAAAUCUUAGGCAGACUGCCAAAUAGAUUCACAUCAUCAUAUCACAGACGAGUACACUGAAGUGGCGAAGAUUUAUGAAGAAGAAGACCGCAUGUGCCAAGUAGAAGAAGAUGGUUUCGAUAUCAUUUUGAUGUUCUUCUUGCAUGUGAUUAGUUCUCUUCAGUGUGUCCUCACGCCUGUCGCACUCGAUUGUUCUUGAGAAGUGUACCGAUAAUUGAACCAGCGAUCCAAAUAAAAAAUCCUAUAUGAACCCCGAUGAUAUCUUUUUCUAUAUUUUUUUCCUUUACGUUCCUUCUACUAGAACAGUCGGCACUCAUCCACUCCCUCUGUUUCAUACGUUCUACCAGAAUAGCGCAGACGGUCUUGAGCAACAGUUUCAGCAAUUGGCCAUUGUGACAGCCACAACUACAAUUCCGAAUUAUGCAGCUGGACCCGCUUCUGUUAAGGGUCAAAACAAUUCAUCUCCCACACUCGUUUUCCUCUGUUAUUUCCUCCUGGGUAUUCCGCAGAAAUGAACCCAAGAAGUGAAUGGCUUUAACCUCUAACUCGGGCGCUUCGAUGGGACACAGCGAGGAAGGUGGCGAACUUGGAGCCCCGGGUCCACGUAAACGAGAGGAUGGGCAGAACGCUUUACAGCAGAGUAUGUCAUCGACGUCUGGAGAUCAGCAGACCACUAUGGCAACCUCGAAGAUAGAGCAGCAGUCUGCGUCGUCAACAUCUGGAGAUCGUAGAGUCCCUAGUAGUGUUGCGGAGGCGCAGGAAGAUGGAAAGCCUGGACGUCCUAAACGUCAGGGUAGGAACCGCAAUAAACGAAAAAGCAACAGCUCCGGAGCGAAUCAAGGGGAAGAGCAUACAUCUUCACGACAAGUCUCUGCUUUUAUGAAGGACAAUUUGAAUUUUAAUGGCAGUGUUUCUUUCCUUUGUAAAGAUAUAACCGUAUUAAGAUCUGCAACAGUGCAUAGCAUCUAAUAAAGCGGGAAGCGACAGGAGAGGUGGUGGCCAUAGCUAGAGAGGAAGCGGAAUGCUGUGAUGACUCCCGAAUUGAGUCCCUCAGAUUUUCUAGUACUAAAAUUAUAAUUUGACCUUUCAUCUAUAUCUAAAGAAGUCAGAGAUUUUGAGAUUGUGGAGAUUGACUAUCUAUUCCAUACUUUUUGUCCUAAAUUUAGAGUAUCGUAGCACAAUAAAGUUGUGUUGGGUGAUGUCGUUCAUUUUGUAAUCAAUAAAGUUGCGUUGGGUGAUUCACAGUCAUAUCAUCAAGGUAUCGCUUAUAGUAUCGCUUCACCGACGAUGACGCAUAAUCAUAUUUAGAGACAGAAUUGGUGAUCAGAUGAUGAUGAUGAUGAUGAUUUCUGCCAGAAAAAGGGAAAGGGUCGUCACAAAAUCGAUUAUAGGAUUCGUGUAUGCGUUGAAGCGUGAUGGCAAGCUAAUGAAGGAUCAUUAAGAUAGUGACUAAGAAAUUUUGGGUACCAACUGAAGACACCUUGAAACUACGUUAUGACUGAUCGAGGAGAAGCAUGAGUCACAGCCCAAGAGUUAAAGACAACGCAGCAUCAUGAAGCCCUAUCAAGGGGUCGCCGUACUCUGAAGAU
Messenger RNA from Amoebophrya sp. A25, 5163 nucleotides. NCBI's taxonomy places the organism in Eukaryota, Dinophyceae, Syndiniales, Amoebophryaceae. The record is from the annotation of a GenBank genome assembly.